Molecule: messenger RNA, 6289 nt
Organism: Balaenoptera acutorostrata (minke whale)
Lineage: Eukaryota; Metazoa; Chordata; Mammalia; Artiodactyla; Balaenopteridae
Gene: FMN2
Product: formin 2
Exons: 18
Coding region: 301-4830 (1509 amino acids)
Biological process (GO): intracellular signal transduction; intracellular transport
Cellular component (GO): endoplasmic reticulum membrane; nucleus; cytoplasm
Source: RefSeq, a predicted model, not a curated record
GCCGGGGGCGGGAGGGGGCGGGAGGGGGCGGUGCUGAAAGCGGACUGGGCGGGGCCUAGGGUCGGUAGGGGGCGGGGCCUUGUGCGUUCCGCGCGGCCAUUGGCGGCGCUGCGUGAGCGCGUUCGGUCCCGCGCGGGCGGGCGCAGCCGCGGCGCGUUGUGCGAAGCGCGGCAGGUGCGCGGCCGGCCUCCCUCUUCUCAGCAGCUCGCUCGCCGCCCGAAUCUUCGGGAUCCCAGCGCGGCCGGGCCGAGGAGCUGGCAUGGCCUGAGCGCCCGCGGCGACGGCGGUGGCGGCAGCAGCAUGGGGAACCAGGACGCGAAGCCGAAGAGGAGUGCGGGCGAUGCACCGCACGGAGGCGGCGGCGGCGGCAGCGAGGACGCCGCCGGGCCCCGCGAGGCCGAGGGCACAAAGAAGGCGGGCGGGGGCAAGAAGGCGCCGGGCCGGCACGGCAAGGGGGGCGGCGGUGGGGAGCCGGGCAGGAAGAAGAGCCGGUCGGAUCCCAGGGCCUCGGUCUUUUCCAACCUGCGCAUCCGGAAGACCCUGUCCAAGGGCAGAGGUGCUGGCGGCUCCCGUGAGGAUGUGCUGGACCCCCAGGCCCUGCAAGCCGGCGAGCUGGACAGCGCCCACUCCCUGGUCACCAAAACCCCGGACCUCAGCCUCUCGGCCGACGAGACGGGCCUGUCCGAUACGGAGUGUGCCGACCCUUCCGGGGUGACGCGGCCCCGGGGUCCCGGCUCCGCUGGGGUCGGGGGCCCGGCGGUGGCCGAGGAUUCGGAGACUGCGGUGGGGGUGCAGGAUGGACAAAGGACCAGCUCGGGCUCAGACACAGACCUCUACAGCUUUCACUCGGCCGCGGAGCAGGAGGACUUGCUCUCGGACAUCCAGCAGGCGAUCCGCCUCCAGCAGAUGCAGCAGCAGCAGCAGUCCCCGAGCCCCGAGUCGCCCCCGGCGUUGCCCCCCUCCGCCGCCCCACCGCCCGGGGCCCUGCCGGGCCUGGACCGACCCCUGCCGGGCCCAGGCGCCGAGGCGGCGCCGUCUGCGCGCCCCGACCGGCCCCCGGCUGCAGACCAGCCCGCGGCCGCCGCCUUGCCGUCUCCCGGGUCGGCUCCCGGGGAGCGAGGGGCCGCGGACACGGACGAGGAAGGCGAGGAGGAUGCUUUCGAGGACGCGCCCCGAGGCUCUCCGGGGGCGGAGUGCGGCCCGGCGGCGGGAGAGGCCCCGCGCAGGCCGGGGGCGACGCGCGAGGAGGGCUCGCCGAGGCCCAGCGUCCCCGCGGCCGCCUCUCCGCCCCGCAGCCCGGCGCUCAGCCCGCGCUGCUCCCGGGCCCGCCCGCUUCUGGCGCCCUGCUACGUCAGGACCACCACCCGGCAGCUCAGCUCGCCCGGGCCCUCCCCAGCCCCGUCCCCCAGCCACAGCCCCCAGGUCCAGAGACGGCCGGAGUCCUCCCUGGACCGGGGGUCCGGAGCCGCCGCGGCCCCCGCCGCCGCCGCCCCGGCCAGGAAGCCCCGCGCGGGCCGCAGCCGCUCGGCCGACUGGACCGCGGAGCUGGGCCGCGCGCCCGGGGCGGGGGUCUCGGCGCACCUGGCGCAGCGCGGGGCGGGCGGUCUUCAGGACGUGUUCGCAGGGCGAACUCUGCUGGAGAAGCUGUUCAGCCAGCAGGAGAACGGGCCUCCAGAAGAAGCAGAGAAGUUCUGCUCGCGGAUCAUUGCCAUGGGUCUCCUUCGUCCUUUCAGUGACUGCUUCAGGGAGCCGUGUGGUCAGAAUGCCCAGUCCAGCUCAGCUCCGUUUGAUCAAGAUCAACUUUACACCUGGGCUGCAGUUAGUCAACCCACACACUCACUGGAUUAUAUAGAAGGGCAGUUUCCCAGGAGAGUCCCAGCUGCUUGGCCACCAUCUAAACCUCCUGACGAAGAACACAGGCCCAAGGAUGCUGACACAGAGUCUCAAUCUGCUGUUUUAGAAACUCCGAAAAAAGGUUCAGAUGCUGCUCAGCAGGAAGUUUGUGACAUGAAAUCUGAGGGUCAGGCCACUGUCAUUCAGCAGCUGGAGCAGACCAUUGAGGAUUUGAGGACCAAAAUAGCUGAGCUAGAGAAGCAGUACCCAGCCACAGACAUGGAGGUUGCCGCCUCCGGAGACGCGUGUCUGAGAGCUCUCAGGUUGGGAGAAAAGGAUGUAGGGCCUCAAAGGAUUUUACAGGCAAAGUCAAUCCAGACGUCCCCGACAGAGGAGGGUGGGACGCUGACUCGUCCUCCCACGGGCGCCCUGCCUGAGGCCGCGAAUGGAGACUCAGCCGGGCUGUCCUCACCUCCCGGACCUCAGACCAAAUUCUGUGCAGAGAUUUCUUUGGUCGUGUCUCCAAGGCGAAUAUCAGUUCAGCUCGACGCACAUCCAUCCCUGCAGGCUCCACCACCCACAUCGCUGACCUGGUCUGACGGUCAAGGACAGGCGAGCUCACAGCCUUUCCAUCCUUCUUUUCACACGGAGUUUGAAACCAGCCACGAGCACUCUGCUUUCCCCUCCUCUGAAAACAGCCGUGACAUCCCCACUGCGUUGCCUCUGUCUCCCACGUUUUCCCACCAGAUGCCUGGUCUGGGCACCGUGGCUCCUCCACGGCCCCCGCCCCAUGUCACGCCUGAGCCUGCACUGCUCACCCCACUGUGCCCCUCACCUCCUCCUCUGCCCGGUCCAGAGAUGCUGCAACCCCCUCCCCUACCUUUGCCUGAUGAGGGAAUUCCUCCCGCCCCCCCUCUUCCCGGUGUGGGAAUUCCUCCCGCCCCCCCUCUUCCCGCAGUGGGAAUUCCUCCCGCCCCACCUCUUCCUGGUGUGGGAAUUCCUCCCGCCCCCCCUCUUCCCGGCACGGGAAUUCCUCCCGCCCCCCCUCUUCCCGGCAUGGGAAUUCCUCCCACCCCCCCUCUUCCCACAGUGGGAAUUCCUCCCGCCCCCCCUCUUCCUGGCAUGGGAGUUCCUCCCGCCCCCCCUCUUCCUGGCGUGGGAAUUCCUCCCGCCCCACCUCUUCCCAGUGUGGGAAUUCCUCCCGCCCCACCUCUUCCCGCAGUAGGAAUUCCUCCCGCUCCCCCUCUUCCUGGUAUGGGAAUUCCUCCCGCCCCCCCUCUUCCCAGGGUAGGAAUUCCUCCUGCUCCCCCUCUUCCCGGCGUGGGAAUUCCUCCCGCCCCCCCUCUUCCCAGUGAAGGAAUUCCUCCUGCUCCCCCUCUUCCCAGUGAAGGAAUUCCUCCCGCUCCCCCUCUUCCCAGUGAAGGAAUUCCUCCCGCCCCUCCUCCUCCUUUGCCAGGUGUGAGGGUUCCGCCUCCUCUAGCCCCUCCCCCUCCUCCCCCUCCUGGAACAGGUUUCCCCCCACCCCCCCCACCCCCUCUGCUUCCUGGAUCCGGCCUUCCUCUCCCACCACAAGCUGGGAGUACCACUUCACCAACACUGCAGGCAUGUGGAUUUCUUCCUCCACCGUUGCCAGCUGGCUUGUUUGGAUUCGGGUUGAACCAGGACAGAGGCAGCAGGAAGCAGCCAAUAGAGCCUUGUCGGCCGAUGAAGCCUCUGUAUUGGACGAGAAUUCAACUGCACAGUAAAAGAGACUCCAGUACUUCACUUAUUUGGGAAAAAAUUGAAGAGCCAUCCAUAGAUUGUCAUGAAUUUGAGAAAUUAUUUUCUAAAACUACUGUAAAGGAAAGGAAGAAACCGAUUUCUGACACCAUCACAAAGACCAAGGCUAAACAAGUUGUCAAGUUACUAAGCAACAAAAGGUCACAAGCAGUUGGAAUAUUGAUGUCUAGCCUUCACUUAGAUAUGAAAGAUAUACAACAUGCUGUGGUGAACUUGGACAAUUCUGUGGUUGAUCUGGAGACCCUUCAAGCUCUCUAUGAGAAUAGAGCACAGUCAGAUGAACUGGAAAAAAUUGAAAAACACGGCCGGUCCUCCAAAGACAAGGAAAACACCAAGUCUCUGGACAAACCUGAGCAGUUCCUUUAUGAACUGUCACUAAUCCCCAACUUUUCAGAGCGAGUCUUUUGCAUCCUGUUUCAGUCCACAUUUUCAGAAAGCAUUUGCUCAAUUCGGCGCAAACUGGAGCUGCUACAGAAGUUGUGUGAGACAUUAAAAAAUGGCUCAGGGGUCAUGCAGGUUUUGGGUUUGGUUCUUGCCUUUGGCAACUACAUGAAUGGUGGAAAUAAGACUCGGGGACAGGCAGACGGUUUCGGGUUAGACAUUCUCCCAAAGCUGAAAGACGUCAAAAGCAGUGACAAUAGCAGAAGCCUUUUGUCAUAUAUCGUGUCCUAUUAUCUUCGCAAUUUCGAUGAGGAUGCUGGGAAGGAACAGUGUGUGUUUCCACUGCCGGAACCCCAGGACCUCUUUCAGGCCUCGCAGAUGAAGUUUGAAGAUUUUCAAAAAGACCUCAGAAAACUCAAGAAAGACCUGAGAGCCUGUGAGGUUGAAGCGGGGAAAGUGUACCAGGUGUCCUCAAAAGAGCACAUCCAGCCAUUCAAAGAAAACAUGGAACAAUUUAUUAUUCAAGCUAAAAUUGACCAAGAAGCAGAGGAGAACUCACUGACAGAGACUCAUAAAUGCUUUUUGGAGACUACAGCCUAUUUCUUCAUGAGACCAAAAAUUGGAGAGAAGGAGGUGUCCCCAAAUGUUUUCUUCAGUAUCUGGCAUGAAUUCAGCUCCGACUUUAAAGACUUUUGGAAGAAAGAAAACAAACUUAUUCUACAAGAGAGAGUAAAAGAAGCUGAAGAGGUGUGUAGGCAGAAGAAGGGAAAAUCACUUUAUAAAAUAAAACCAAGACAUGACUCUGGAAUUAAAGCGAAAAUAAGCAUGAAAACCUGAACAACGAAAAGCAGAACGAAAAUGAGUCCCUGCAGCCACUUCCACAGAAUUCAGCCGACCUGAGGGCAGGAAGGAAACUCAUCAUUUUGAUCACUUUUCUUCUUGGCCUCUUGCAUAAUCUCUGUGUUUUCCAGACAGUUCACUGAUUGUUGAAUUCUACUGUAUAUUAAAAAAAAAAAAAAAAAAAAAAGCAAAAGCAGUAGGCCAGUGGAGAAUGUGACACCUUUUCUUUUUGUAAAAGUUUAUGGUAUUUUACCAAUAGACCAAAACAGCAUGUGUAAGAGGCAGUAUCUGCAUUAAUUCUGAACAUGCUAAACAGUAACCUCCAAUUUACUGAUGUGCAAAUUGCCCUGUCACAGUGAAACACGUUCCUUUCUACUGACGACCAGUACUCCACGUCACUGCAUUUAGAGUUAUGGUUAAAAUGUUAUUUCUAGUGAAUUGUUUGUAUCAGUUUCAUGUCUACAUAUAAAUUUUCUAUUUUGAAAUCGAAGUACCAUUUAUAUAUGUCAUAGUCAAGGCUUUCCCAGCUCUUGGGUUGGUCUCUGUAACUAUAUAUUUGUGAAAGAAGAUUAUCAUUUUUUUUUACUCAUCAGAUAAUGAAUAGAAAACAAUAUAGCAAAAGGAAAACCGUUCCUAUAAAUCAUUUAAAAUAGGCAGGAAUCAGAAAUGAGGGUGUUUAUCAACUAUGUCCUUUGGGACCUUACAUAAAGCCAAUCUGCAGCAAAGGUCAAUUAAACCAAAGUUGUACCUCUCUGUACUCUUACAAUUGCCCUUCACAAAGAAAAUGAUGCAAUACCUUUAAGGAAUUUAAAUAAAUGAUGCUCAUAAAAUUGUCAAACAUGACUAACUGUUGGCAAAAAAGGAGUAACUUUUAGAUGGAUUGGCAUCUACCUAGAACUUGUUAAUUAAACACAGCUGCCUGAGUAUUGUGACCUGAUUGGGGUUGUCUUUAUGUGUUAUGGCAGUUGAUUAAAAACUAUGAAAUGAGUAUGCAAGGAUUUAUGAUCUAAAGGAGACUAGGAAAAGAUUUUAUUUUAGUUUGUGAGGAAAAAAGUAAAUCUUGCACUCUCUCUGAAAGUAUUUUAAAGUCAGCUCCUGAUGCGUUGUGGUAGUUUUGUCUAACAUUAAUAGAUAUUUUAAAAAAUUCUUUUAAUGAUAUGUUUUGGGGUACAGCUGUGAAUAAAGGGGAGAAUGUGUUGCUAAUGCAAACCAAUUAUGGAAUCAACUUAAAAAGAAACUCUGAAUCAUAACUAUGUUUGUAUUUAUGUAGAGUACGGUCCUUAGCUUUCAGUCUGUAGUCGACAUGCACAGACACAGUAGUGGCUCUCGGGUUGCUGUUCUGCUGUUCUCCUGUCUCCUUCGGCCCCUCCAUGUGUACAUGACUUUCUUCAAUGAUAUAAUAGGGCAUUUAACAGAGAUCGCUAUGUGCAAUACUGUAUUUAGUGUUUCUAUUUUA